This is a messenger RNA of Eriocheir sinensis (Chinese mitten crab), 2412 nucleotides long. It is a transcript of the gene SPARC, whose product is annotated as SPARC-like. The record is from RefSeq and is a predicted model, not a curated record. Bases 99 to 1097 code for a protein of 332 amino acids. The transcript is spliced from 9 exons. NCBI's taxonomy places the organism in Eukaryota, Metazoa, Arthropoda, Malacostraca, Decapoda, Varunidae. Gene Ontology annotation, biological process: anatomical structure development. Gene Ontology annotation, molecular function: collagen binding; extracellular matrix binding; calcium ion binding.
GAUUACCCCCCCGAGUUGAGCAGACGUACCCAGCCACAGCCAGCCCACUUCAUUCCUUUAUCACACGUCCAGGGAGAAGCAUCACUACUGCCCUGAAGAUGAGGUUGCUGUGGGUGCUCCUGGCGGCGGUGCUGGUGGUGGGGGCAGCAGCCAGCGUUACGUCCAAGAAGAUCCACAAGAAAGCCACUUCGGAGGUGGAUAAGAAGCACCUGGAGGAUAUUGAGAAGAAACUGGAGAGCAUCAAGGAGCUGGAGGUGGAGCUUGAGAGGGAAAUUGAGGCUGCCGUAGAGGAGGAGGAGGAGGAGGAAGAGGAAGAAGAGUCGUCCGAUGAGGAGAAUGAGGUGCUGGAUGAUGGCGAGGAGGAGCAGGUGGAGGAGGAGGAUUUAGGUGUGGACCCAAUGCUGGCACCUGAUCCCGAAAGUUUCCAUGGAGACCCGUGCCUGGAGGUGUACUGCGGCGCUGGCAGGAUGUGUGUCGUCAACGAUGACAAUCAAGCGCAGUGUGUGUGUGUCAACGCCUGCGAGAAUGAGGACGACAGGCGCAGGCGGGUGUGCAGCAACUUCAACGAAACGUGGCUGUCCGACUGUGAGCUGUACCGUCAGCGCUGCCUCUGCCAGGAAGGGGACGAUAGCUGUGUCAAGCCAGAGAACAAGCACGCCCAUAUUGAAUACUACGGGGAGUGCCAACAGAUGCCGGAGUGCGAAAAUGAGGAGCUCGAGGACUUCCCGCGGCGCAUGAGUGAGUGGCUCUUCUCCAUCAUGAGGGACAUGGCCGACCGUCAGACCCUGAGCGAGCACUACAUCCGCCUGGAGAGGGAGGCCGAGGAGGACCCCAAGAAGCAGUGGUCCUACGCCGUGGUCUGGAAGUGGUGUGACCUGGACUCUCACCCCAGGGACAAGGCUGUGUCGAGGCAUGAGCUCUUCCCCAUCAAGGCUCCGCUGCUCACCCUGGAGAACUGCAUCGCCGCCUUCCUGGACUCCUGCGAUGUCAACGACGACCACGCCAUCACAUUGAGGGAGUGGGCCACCUGCACCAAGCUGACUGAGGAGGACAUUGAGAAGUUUGAGAACUUCUGCGAGGAUAUUCGCGAGGAGUAAAAUCCCUGCUGGUGUCUGUUCAGUGGUGUCCUAGCCUUAAGAGUCUUCAUUCAGCAUAACCUUCAUAAGGAGUGUAGGGACGCAGGUGCAGUAGGUAUAUAUCAUAAGGCAGUUUACACUUUUAUGUGAAUGAACGAUAUGUAUGAAUCAAAACUAAUGAGACUUUCCCUUUGUUGGUCGCUUGGUUUUUCUUCUUCCUUCUGCGUACAAAGUAUACUAAGUAGUGGAUCCAUGGCUUAUAGUUGAUGGAUAUGUGUGAACGAUAGGUAAAAGAGGAUUUCAUUUUGUCGAACGCUUGAUUUCUUCUCUCUGCAUACAAGAUUUUCUAAGUAGUGGAUCCAUGGCUUAUAGUUGAUGGAUAUGUGUGAACGAUAAGUAAAAGAGGAUUUCAUUUUGUCGAACGCUUGAUUUCUUCUUCUUUCUGCGUACAAGAUAUUCUAAGUAGUGGGUCAAUAGUUUGUAGUUAAUGAAGGUCUUGUGAGGCUGUCUGUUCUGUACCUUGGAAUUUGUUUUUCUGUAUUCUUUUGGUAUAUAAGGCAAAAUUUCAGUAACGUUGAGUAUACUUUUCUGUAGUUUGCUGCCCUACCAUAUCUCUUUCCUUUACCAUUUAGCUUAAAGUUGAUCGGUGUCUUGUGAGGCUGUCUGUUCUGUACCUAGGAAGUUGUCUUUUUUUGGUAUGUAAGGCAAAAUUUCGGUAAUGUAUGAGUAGAAUAUACUUUGCUGUAGUUUGCUGUCCCACCAUAUCACUUUCCUCUACUGUUUAGCUUAAAGUUGAUCGGUGUCUUGUGAGUCCGUCUGUUCUGUUCCAUGGAAGUUGUAUUUUUUGUGGUAUGUAUGGCAAAAUUUCAGUAAUGUAGAUCAAGAUACUUUGCUGUAGUCUGCUGUCCCACCGUAUCACUUUCCUCUCCCAUUUCCGUCACAAACAAUACCUGUCUUUGUUAAUCCAUAAAGGACAAAAGAGUACAUAAGGAGAUAUUAAUGUGUAAAUCGUUUAGCUGUAGUCCCUUGCUUGUACACGGCAAUCGCUAGAAAGGUGUACGAUUGGCGUCCCUUUGCUGGAUGCUUGUUGGCGUCAGAGCGAGGUGUUGUCAGCGGCAGCCGUCAACACCUCGCGCUGACUCCACACACUGACUUAACUUACACUGCCAGUUGUGAGUCCUCUCGAAUGGUGCUACGUAAACCUCUUAAAAUAUGGUUAAGUGUAUUUUUUGCACUUGUACUUCCUCUCAUUUAACUAUAUAGUACUUAUGAUAAAUGUAUGCCAAGUGACGCUCUGACUUCUGUGCUAUACUGUUUUAAUAAAUUGCUUUUCCUA